Symbiodinium sp. CCMP2592 is the source of this 5016-nucleotide messenger RNA. The record is from the annotation of a GenBank genome assembly. NCBI's taxonomy places the organism in Eukaryota, Dinophyceae, Suessiales, Symbiodiniaceae.
AUGUCGAAGGUGCAGGUGUUGAGCUGUAGAAGAUGCUCGUAUGCUCCGGGGCGCCUGAGUCCAAUGUGCAGGAGUCCUGGUCUCCUUCCGAGCGAGAGUACUGUUGCAUUGCACGUGGCCUCGGCCACUUCGCAGCAGCUGAUUGCAGCGGAGUGGCAGCAGCCAAGCGGAGAGCCGGGAGCAUGCGUGAGAACCAUCCGAGGUUGUGUCACGGGCCACUAUGUUUCGCACGCUUUUCACGGCCAGCACAUUCACGAGAUCUCCCACAUUUCCCACUACCACCACAUUCCACAACAAGUCAUCCACUACACUCAUCCGGUGCCUGAGCCAAAAGUUUAUUCCGAUUUGGUCAUUGCGAGAUGCCGCUGCAAGCUGGCAACACCCUUUGUCAUAUUGAAACGGAGGCUCUUCUCGCGCCGCCGCCAGCGCCUCCUACGGUCAGUUUCCAUUGCACCAGAGGACGGGUCUUGCACAUCGUUCAACUCGGCUUGGCGAGCCGGCCAAGCCCUGCGAGGUGAGACGGACACGUGGUCGGCCAUCCAGCGCGACUGGUGCUGCAAAUAUGCGAACACUGGUUGUGCUUCGCACAACGGCUUCGACUACGACUGCAACUCCCACGACGACUGGGAGAUCUGGUCUACCAAGCAGAAGCAGAUGUGCUGCCGAGACUAUGGCGUCGGCUGUCCUGGAUGGACCGGGGCCCACAUCGCGCAUGUGGCUCGUGUGGUUCAUUCUCGCCCUCAGAUAGCUCACGACUCCCAGAUAGCUAGUCUCGCAACACAUCAUUUCCACUUUCAUUGCAAUGCAGACGACCCCGCAAUGGCAGCGUGGUCCGUGCAGAAGCAGCAGUAUUGCUGCCACGACUACGGAGUUGGCUGUGCUGACGCUCCGUCUGGCCAUGCUUGGCACUCGCAGGUGCUGCCUGGCUACAAGUUCAACUGCUUGGCAGGUGGCUUUCCCCACAGCUGGUCGCUCCCGAAACGAGCUUGGUGUUGCAAGCACGAGAGUUUGGGAUGUUCCGAUGCUGCAAGCUAUGACUGUCGCCCCGGUGCCGGUGGCGCUUGGCCGCGCGCCAAGGCGCAGUGGUGCUGCGAGCACGAGAACGUCGGCUGCGGCUCCCUGCCUCCGCGCUACGACUGCACGGACGGUGUGGCGCACUGGAAGGAGUGGCCACAUGGAAAGCGGGAGUACUGCUGCGACUCCGUGAAGGUGGGUUGUCCAAAGCCGAUCCAACCCUGGAUUGCACAGCUGCUCACGCCAUCGGCGCAGCAUGAGCUGCACGACCAGGAUGUGAGAAGGAGGUCGCAACACCCAAAGUACAACUGCGCGGCAGGCCUCAGUCAUUGGCAGGACGGCUGGUCAAAAGCGAAAGCAAGCUGGUGCUGUAAGUACAAGGGCUAUGGCUGCCCCUUUGCCUGCCAUGGCUCGGCCGAGCAGCAAGCGGAGUGGAGUCCAGAGAGGGCUGAGUGGUGUUGCAAGCAGCACGACGUCGCCUGCCGCUUCAUGACCAAGUACCAGCUCAACGCCCUAAACGAGCUUGACCUGAACCACCAAGGCAUAGCAUCCGUCCUCGCUGCUGGCGGUCUUUUUGUGACCCUAGUGGCCAUCGCAACGGUGGGGCGCCUGCGCGCAGCAGGUGCGGCGAAGCACGACGAGGUUCUAAGCAUGAGUGACUUGGAGCUCUCCGAGUGCAAGUUCUGCAUCCCGCUUAUCGGCGCUCCGGCAAAGUCCCGGCGAUGCUAUUCACCUCCACCUGCCCAACUGAUGUUCUGUCAUGUUCUGACCCAUGCAGACGCGCUGACAGGUGCUGGACUGGAUUUUCAAGCUCUGCGGCUUUCUGCUUUAUCUGCUUUUGCGUUCGUGCUUUCCUACCUACUCCAGCCCUCCUACGGCGUUCUGGGCAAGGUGGAUGUGGAGAUGCUCUACCAGAUGCUGCGGGAAACUGUGGGCAACUACAACGUCAUGGAGCUCAUGAAGGAGAUGAUGCGGAGCAUGAAGGGGGGCGAGACCGCACGACUGUGCUGGCUACAGCUUCGGGUGUCGGAGGGCCCGCCGCAGAAAAGGUUGGCCGGGCUUCUGGAGCAGGAGCUCAGGGCCGAUGUCGAGAGCUAUCGAGCCAACAGUGCCGCGGUAGUGGUUGAUCCCAGCUCAGUGCCUCCGGCCAUGAAGCUCGCUGAUCUGCUGACCUCUUUUGGAACAGGCAGCAAGCAGAACCGGCGGCUGACAUCUUUCCAAGGCCUUGGAAAUCCCUUCGUUCCUCAGGGUGGCCCUGCCGGCCCUGCCGGUGGCGGCGCUGGCGGAGGGGAUUCAGGCGACUGGUGGCAGGACGAGUCAGGCAAAUGGCACUUUGGAGGUGAGGCAGAGCACUGGUGGCGUGACGAGCACCACCAAUGGCACAAAGGCGGGGAAAGCCAAACGUGGCGGCAGGAUGAGGCCGGCAACUGGCACGAGGUCGACGAAGACAACCCCAGGGAGUCCGAGGACGAGUUACUGAUGGGCGGUAACCCUGACAUGGGUGAGCCGCAGCAGGACAUCAAAGAUUUGGACGCUCUCAAUGAUGCGCUCAAAGAAGACAUGCCGCCAAUGUUUAGCUCAAAGAGGGCGGUGUUUUUCCAUUCCGUGCUUUCGUAUGACUGCAACAUUCAGAGAUCUGUGGCGCUGAUGAGAGGGCAGGCUGUGGCAGUGGCCGUCGCUGUGCUUCUCCUUGCGGUGCAAGCGGGACGCCAAGACGCCACGGACAUCUUCCAUCCUGGCCAUGAAGCGGUGCACGUAACGCGACUCCAUCGCUACGAGCAUGAGGGCAUGGCCUCGUUCUUGGAGGCUGAAGCUCGAUGGAAAGGAUCUCGUGAAGAGGUUGUCUCCCCGCUGCUCUCGCGAGCUAGAUCCAAAAGGAGUGCGUCACAAAAGCCGAAGGGCUUCCUUCGUGUCUCGCAGACCCAGGAAGCUGCGCUGAAAGCCCACCAGACCGCAUCAUUACUUCAGGAGCUCGAAGGCGCACGAGCAAACUCUUCCACGGUGGACGGCUUCUUUAGGAACGAGGGCAAGGUGCUGAGGUACCACGGUCUGGAGAUCCCCAACGAGAACCAUCCUGCAGAGACGCGGUUAACGAGUCUGGAGAGCCAGUACAUCGGCCAAAUAGGCGUUGGCUCCGUGCUCGCACCAAAAGGAUGCACGCCUUCCAGUGAGUCUCUGAUUUAUCUCGGGCCUGCCGAUUAUGACAGCGCGACAGAGGAACAGAAGAACACGUGCCACGUCCGCGACCAGUCUCUGGUCUGGGUCGUCUUCGACACAGGCAGUACCAAUAUUUGGGUGUCGUCAGUCCUGUGCACCAAAGGGCCCUGUGCCAACGCCGAUCGGAGCCGCUAUGAUCGGUCGCUGUCCAGAACGUAUGCUCCGGGACCAGGUGGGACCCUGCAGAUCGAGUUCGGAACAGGGCGGAUCACCGGCCCAGAGGCCGUCGAUGACUUCCACAUCGGACCUUUCUCGGUUUUCAACCAGACCUUCGGGAUGAUCGAGUCCGAGGAGGGCCGGGUCUUCGAAGAGGUGCCCGUGGAGGGCAUCCUCGGAUUGGCCUUCCCAGCCAUGGCCGCACACGGCAUCCGGCCUUUCGUGGACGGCAUCAUCGAGAACAAGGCAAUAGGUCGCAACGAGUUUGCGUUUUACUUCAGCCCUGAUGAUCCAGCGGGCAACGCGGUUUUCUGGGGCGGAGUGGACAAAUCCUUCUACCAUGGCGAGAUCGAGUAUUUUCCCGUGGUUCAGCCGUACUAUUGGGCCAUUGAGCUGGUCGACUUCAAAAUAGGGGAGGACUCGCUUCUGCAUCUACUGCUGCCCGAGGCGGAGGAGACGGAGACCCCGGACCUGGAGCACGAAGGUCCUUCAGGUCACAAGAAGCACCAUCAUCACGGUGCUGGGGAUCCCAAGUUCAAGGCGAUCGUGGACACCGGCACCACCUUCUUCACGGCUCAGGGCCGGCUCUUCAAGGAGAUCAUGAAGCGCCUCGCAGCCGGUCCCUGCCGGAGCCUGACCAAGCAGAGCCACCCGGACAUCACCUAUACCUUGAAGAACACCGCUGGUCAACUUCGUGACUUCGUGAUUUCCAACAAACAGUACAUGCUCUCCAGCCAAGAAGGUGAUGACUCAGAGUGCACGCCCGCCUUCAUGCUGAUCGAAGUGCCUCGCGCUCAUGGUCCUGGCAUGGUCUUGGGCGAGGUGUUUCUGCGGAUCUACUUCUCUGUCUUCGAUCGAGGGAGUGGCAGCGUCGAUGAGGCUCGCAUUGGUUUUGCAAAAGCCAACAGUGGAGCGGAUGCCAAGAGUCGCCUCAAGGGCUUGACCUCCAACCAACCGGUGUUCCACCGCAUCUGGGACCCCUCAUUCACGCCUUCGAUCGAGAACAUCAUCACGAAGUCUGGCCCGUCUGAACUCGGGCGAAACGUCGCUGAGCUUUCCAGGGCUCUGGGCCAACUCAAGGACGAUGUUAACAGCAACCUCUCGCAAGAUCGAAUUGCUGCGAUGACAUCAGAGGACGUCCCCAACAUGGUGACUCCGGUUGCUGAGUCUCUGAAAGAGGUAAUACGUUCUGCCAAAUCGAUGCAGGACAGAUUGACCGCGAUUUCAGACGCCGCCUACAGCAUCGUUGGCACGGCCGCGGAAGAUGCCGAACGGCGCUUGAACGGCGAGUCGCCAGACGAAGCCGCAGAGGGCGAAGCAGAUGAGGCUGAAGACUGGUAUGGAGGAGACCACGGCUACCAUGACGACUACUACGGUCAGCAAGGUGGCUAUGGCGGCUACGGGCCAGGAGGCUACGACCAAGGCCAUGGCGCCUAUGGCGGUCAGUGGGAUCAGGGCCAAGGCCAGGGCCAAGGCGGCCAGGGCCAGGGCCUGCACCUCGCCAGCAUACGGGGCCUACCGGCCCUGGCGCUUCCUGCGGCGCUUCCUGCUCUGGCCGUCCAGGUCGAUCUGUGGAAGCGUUCCAGGAAUCUCCGACGCAAGCACCCUCAGUUGAAGAGCUUCUUCUGA